Messenger RNA from Drosophila gunungcola (fruit fly), 1034 nucleotides. RefSeq lists its product as uncharacterized. The record is from RefSeq and is a predicted model, not a curated record. Bases 41 to 685 code for a protein of 214 amino acids. Lineage: Eukaryota; Metazoa; Arthropoda; Insecta; Diptera; Drosophilidae. The transcript has a single exon.
GCCGAUUUUUCAAAGUGGGUCAUCGAGAACAUCUGUUUUAAUGCUCUUCUAUCGCAAUCAUCUUGUGGCAUUUAUCGGUUAUCGCCGCUAUUUUGGCCAAAACAAAAACGUAAAUUUUAGCAACAUGUGCGAGGUGGCUUCUCCGGCGGAUCAACGAAAUGUGGAGGUGAAGGCACGGAUUCCGGGCGGAGCAGAGGGCUUCGAGAAACGCCUGUUCCUGGCCAGAAAGCUAAGCGGCGGCCAGGAUGCGCAGUUAAUCGAGCAGCGCGACGUGUUCUUUGAAUCUCCGCUGGGCGGUCGCCUUAAAUUACGCUACUUACCGGCUCCAUCGCGCUCCCAAUUGGUCUACUACGAUCGUCCGGAUGUCGCCGGUCCCAAGCUCUCCAAGUUCAACAAGACAGAGGUAGACGAACCGGAGGUUCUGGAGAAGAUCCUGCGCCAGUCAAACGGAGCCCUUGGUGUCCUGGCCAAACGGCGCCACUUGUUCCUGCACGGCCAGACGCGCAUCCAUUUGGACGAGGUGCAGGAUCUGGGGCACUUCAUGGAGCUGGAGGUGUGCCUGCGUCCGGAGCAAACGCUGCAGCAGGGACAGACCAUCGCCGAGGAGCUAUCCAAGGAGUUGGGAAUCCAGGAGGAGGACCUCAUGACCGGAUCCUAUUUCGAUGCCCUGCGGAAGGGAAAAUAACUGUUCAGCAUUUACUGAUAAUUGAGAAAAAACCAUAGUUGUUAUAUCUUUAAAUGGCAUUUCCCUAUUUGGGUACAAGCUUUUAAAACUAAAAAGGAAAAUAUAAUUUUUAGUAAGGCCAAUUAACUUUCACAAGAAACAUUAAACAUUUAAAUUAAUUAAUAUGAUUUUGAAAUCAUUUCAUUAAAUGGUUCAUUAGCUGGGUGAACUAAAAACAUUGUUUAAAAAGGGACUAAAAAGUAAAACAUUUUCUUUCGGAAGUAACUCAAAGUUUUUUCUUGUGGAACACUUAAAAUAUUGAUAUUUGCAACGAUCAACCAAAUUCAAAAGUCGAAUUAAUAAAUAGAUC